Bufo gargarizans (Asiatic toad) is the source of this 7662-nucleotide messenger RNA. RefSeq names its product mucin-2-like. Gene Ontology annotation, molecular function: protein binding. The record is from RefSeq and is a predicted model, not a curated record. Gene Ontology annotation, cellular component: extracellular matrix. Bases 1 to 7662 code for a protein of 2553 amino acids. Lineage: Eukaryota; Metazoa; Chordata; Amphibia; Anura; Bufonidae. The transcript has 41 exons.
AUGGAGUAUAGGACUGCAAGCUUGUGGUUGUUUUGUCUGACUUUGGGGUUCUCAAGAGCCAUUGAUGUGAUAACAGGUCGAAUCCGUAAUCAUGGUCACUAUGUCUGCAGUACCUGGGGGAACUACCAUUUUAAGACUUUUGAUGGUGGUUUUUACCAGUUUCCUGGCGUCUGCAGCUACAACUUGGCCUCUCAUUGCCAAGACUCCUAUCAAGAAUUCUCUGUCCAUAUUCACCGGUCAUUGGUCAAUGGUCAUCCGUUUAUAGACAAGAUCACCAUCACCAUCAAAGAUGUAACUCUUCAGAUUAAGAGUAACUUAGUGGUGGUGAAUGGAGCUAUUGCCAGGACACCUUUCUACAAAUUUGGUAUUCUCAUGCAUGAAAACGAUGGCUAUUUUAAGAUGUACACAAAGGUUGGCUUGACCCUCAUGUGGAACAGAGAAGAUGCUAUCAUGGUGGAGUUGGACCCAAGGUUCCUCAAUCAUACUUGUGGCCUAUGUGGGGAUUAUAAUGGAGAUCCCACAAAAAAUGAAUUUCUCUCAGGGGACAAAAUUCUCAGUCCGAUAAAUUUUGGAAAUCAGCAGAAUGUGAAUGAUCCAAAUGAAGUGUGUAAGGACACAGAUGACACUGAAAUCAUAAACCCAACACAUUGUUCUAAAUAUCUCUCUGUAUGUAAGGAACAUCUAGUCCAAGCUGUGUUCUCUGACUGUAUGAACGUUCUGAAUCUGGAAGCCUACACCCAGGCCUGUAUGAUUGACAUGUGCUCCUGUGACCAAUCCCAAGACUACUUCUGCCUGUGUAGUACCAUCUCUGAGUAUUCCAGACAAUGCUCUCAUGCUGGCGGACACCCAAGAAACUGGAGAACUAAGAACUUUUGUCCUAAGAAAUGUCCUGCUAAUAUGGUCUAUCAAGAAAGCGCCUCACCCUGCACAAAUUCCUGUUCCCACCAAGAGGUACACAGUCUGUGUGAGGAGCAUUACAUGGAUGGCUGCUUCUGUCCUGCGGGUACGGUGCAGGAUGAUUACACUGGCAGGGGCUGCCUACCAGUUGAUGAGUGCCAUUGCAAACACCAAGGGAAACUCUAUGCCCCCGGAGAGUCAAUUCAAAAUGAUUGUGCCAAAUGUGACUGUGUUGCCGGAAGAUGGAACUGCACAGAUCUCCCCUGUCCUAAAGUUUGCUCAGUUGAAGGUGGAGCCCAUUUUACCACUUUUGAUGGGAAGACAUAUACUUUCCAUGGGAACUGUUACUAUGCGCUGGUGAAGGUAAGACGAGAUAGAAAUCUGAUCUUGGGCAAGCUGAUGCCUUGCGGUUCCUCUGAGAGAGAGACUUGCCUCCAGUCUGUUAUACUAGUCACAGACAACUUAAAAAACGUUGUGAAACUCAAAUCAGAUGGAACAGUUGUCCACAAUGACCUUAAGGUUAUGCUUCCUUAUAUCACAGCCAACUUUUCCAUACUACAACCAUCUAAGCCCUAUGUUAUUGUUCAAACUGCUCAUGGCCUCCAAAUGCAAAUACAGCUACUACCAAAAAUGCAACUGUAUAUCACUAAGGAGAAAGCUUCCAAAAAACAACCACAAGGUCUUUGUGGGAAUUUCAACUCCAAGGAAGGAGAUGACUUUACAACACCUGGAGGUCUUGUUGAAGCCACAGCAUCAGCCUUUGCCAACACAUGGAAACUUCUGGCCACUUGUCGUGACAUGUCGGACUGGUUGGACGAUCCUUGCAGCAUUAGCAUUGAGAACAAAAAUUACGCAGACUAUUGGUGCUCUAAGUUAGAAAAUGUUGAGUCUCCUUUUGCCAAGUGUCAUUCCACAAUAGACCCUACUGAAUAUGCAAAGAGAUGUCGCUAUGACUCAUGUAGCUGUAAGGACAGUGAGCACUGUAUGUGUGCAGCUCUCUCCUCCUACGUCAGAGCCUGUGCCACGAAGGGGAUCAUUCUGUGGGGAUGGAAGAAUGGAACCUGUGAUAAGGAUAUUACAUCCUGCCCAUCUAGCCAAAUCUACCUGUAUAACUUGACCACCUGCCAGCCGACCUGCCGGUCCCUGGCAGAGGAUGAGAAGGCUUGUGGUAGUGUUUUCACCCCAGUAGAUGGUUGUGGGUGUCCAGAUGGACAGUAUUUGAAUGAGAAGGACCAAUGUGUACAUCGAUCUAAGUGUUCCUGCUAUUAUCAUGACACUUACCUGAAACCCAGAGAGAUAAUCAGCACAAAGGAUAAGCACUGCAUCUGCCAAAAUGGGAAUCUUGCCUGCAAUGAUAAGGUCAACAAAACUUGUCCUGGAGGGAAAGUUUACUUGGACUGUGAUAAGAGACAGCCCCUGGCACCAGGAGCUCCUAUACGCAGAAGCUGCAAGACUCUGAGUAUUGAAUACUUCCAGACAGAGUGUAUCUCAGGGUGUGCUUGCCCCAGUGGACUUCUAGAUGAUGGAGCUGGAGACUGUGUCCCUGAAGAUAGAUGUCCUUGUGUCCAUAAUGAAGACAUUUAUCCGCAUGGAUCCCAGGUCAAGGUGGACUGCAAUACUUGUUUUUGCCAGAAAGGAAAAUGGACCUGCACGAAUAGUGGCUGCUAUGGAACAUGUACAAUCUAUGGAAAUGGUCAUUAUAUCUCGUUUGACAGUAAAAUUUAUGACUUUGAUGGGAAUUGUGAAUUUGUGGCUGCCCAGGACUACUGUGAACCUGACCGCUCUGGUGGCAGCUUCAGUGUCCUCACUGAGAAUAUUCCAUGUGGUACCACUGGAGUUACAUGUUCAAAAUCGGUCAAAGUCUUCCUAGGGAAUACUAUGCUAAGAUUAUCAGAAAAACAUAUAGUGAAGACUGUUGGAGAAGGAGGAAAACAUGUAGAUUAUCAAACCCGCGAAGUAGGCAUUUAUUUGGUCAUUGAGGCAAGUAAUGGCAUUCUUCUAAUUUGGGACAAGAAAACCACCAUAUUCAUCAAAGUAUCACCUGAAUAUAAGGGAAAACUGUGUGGUUUGUGUGGCAACUUUGAUGACAAUUCACAAAAUGAUUUUAAAACCAGACACAUGAUACAAGUCGUUGAUGUUUUGGAAUUUGGAAACAGCUGGAAAGUGGAUGCCACGUGCCCUGAUGCUACUGAUGUACUCAACCCCUGCAGUCAAAAUCCUCAUCGACAUUCCUGGGCUGAGAAACAGUGUGGUCUAAUCAAAAGUCAAGUUUUUAAAAUCUGUCAUAGCAAGGUUGAUCCAAUACCAUUUUAUGAGGCCUGUGUAAAUGAUGCCUGCUCAUGUGACAGUGGUGGAGACUGUGAAUGCUUCUGUACUGCAGUUGCUGCCUAUGCUCAGGAAUGUACCAAAGCAGAAGCCUGUGUCUACUGGAGAACACCAGACAUAUGCCCCAUAUUUUGUGACUACUACAACCCUAAGGGUGAAUGUGAGUGGCAUUAUCACCCAUGUGGUAAUCACAGUGUAAAAACGUGUCGUUCCAUCAACAACAUCUACACUAAAGUCACCAUUACUUAUCUGGAAGGUUGCUACCCAACUUGCCCAAAGGAUAAACCUAUUUUUGAUGAGGCAAACAAGAAAUGUGUGACCAAGGAGCAAUGUGGUUGCUAUGUUAAUGAGGUUCACUACAAAUCAGGAAUAGAAGUGCCUCAUUAUAUGAAUUGUCAUAAAUGUGUCUGCUCUUCAAAUGGAAACAUUGACUGUCAAAAACAAGCUUGUGUUUAUGAAAAAGUGUGCCAGUGGACCCAAUGGCUUGAUGUAAGUAAGCCAGGAGAUGAUGUGGGUAGUGGUGACUAUGAAACAUAUGACGAGAUAAGGAAACACCAUGUGUUCUGUGAAGUCCCAGAACAGAUUCAAUGCAGGGCAGCAAAUGCUCCCAAUGUCAACUUGGAUAACUUAAAACAGGUUGUACAUUGCAAUGUCUCAUAUGGACUCAUCUGUAAGAACAGUGAGCAGAAGCUAGAUGACAACCUUUGGCAAAAGUGUUUUAACUAUGAAGUCCAAGUGGAGUGCUGUCAGUGGAUAUGUUCUGAAUCCACCCCAUUAACCACAACUCCUAGUGGCAUCAGUACAUCUACCACAAUCCUGGAGACUACAACCAGAAGUCUAGAUAUAACUUCAGGAUCUGCACUUUUUUCAUUCUCCAUUACGCCAGAGCUGGCAACGCAAGCACAAAGUUGUACACCUGUUUGUUCAUGGUCGGAAUGGUUUAGUGUGAGUUACCCUACAUAUGAAUCAGGAGGGGAUUACGAAACGUACGAUAAUAUCAGACAGGCUGGACAUGAUGUCUGCGAGAGGCCACUGCACAUUUCCUGCAGGGCAAGACAUUGGCCAAAUAAAGCACUAGAUGAGCUGCAGCAGAAGCUGACCUGUGACGUCUCCUAUGGGCUUAUCUGUAAUAACAAAGAACAGAACACGGCACCAGUGUGUUUUGACUAUGAGGUCCGUGUCCACUGCUGUAGAGUGCCAGAUAGGUGCUUACAUACAACUCCUGAAAGCUCAGGACACAAGUCCAGCACUUCAUUAACCACCACUACUAGCAGUCCUGGGACAAACACAAACACAACAUGGACAUCAAAGACCACAAAGCUCAGUGAGACAAGUUCUCAGACUUCUAUCUCCACUCCAAACAAAGAGACUUCUACUUCAACACAUGUGACCUCUUCCCCAACUACAACAUUUGGAAUAAACAUCAAGACGCCGCGGACAACAUUUAAGACUACUGUGAAGUUACCCCAAGGUUUUGAGAUCCUGCAGAGGAUUUGGCAUCCAUUGACUUACAAUGAAUCAGUUCAUAAUACUGGAAGAACAACUAAGAAAACCACCAUCACAUCUCCAGCCAGUACAAGUAAAGCGGAAACAAUACACAUAGGACCUGAAUCCACACCAACCCCAACUACUGAAGCUUCAUUCACUACCAUCAUAUCAUCUCCUAAUACCACACCUGUCACCAUCUCACCAAGCACUCCUCCUGCUAAUACCUCUUUUAUAUCACCUACCACUUCCACCACAGCUUCACCUCUUGCUACUUCAAGUACAAGUAGAGUGAUUUAUACUCCUGAACAAAUGAUCACCACAGAAGGUGGCACGACUUCCACCGUGACAUCUCUCCCUAAAACACCAAGUGAAUACGCCACUUCUGAAUCUGUAUUAACAUCAGCCACUACUGUUUCUGCUACUGAAUAUUACACAAGAAUAUUACUCAGAACUGAUGAGACUUCAUUGACCAUGGAACCUAAUAAAGCCACCUCUACUACUUCUCUGCCGAUCACAGUAACCACUACUACUUCUCUACCAACCACAGUAACCACCACUGCCUUAUUGACUCCAUCAACUACAAGUCAGGGUACAUAUACACCUACCAAAUCUAUGCCAAUCACAUCAGAAGCUACUGGUACCACCAAUACAUUUCCUUAUACUACAGGUGAAGUUACAACAGUCAGCAAACCUACUGAAAUAACAUUAACCGUUGAAACAACUACUGCAGGUUCUACUGCAUCACCUCCUACAACCGGCAAUGUAUCUCCUACUAUUUCUACAACUACUAGUAAAAGAAUACAGACAUCUGAACCUACUUCACCCUCAGCUAUGACUACCAGUUCUAGUACAACUGCUUCUAUAGAUACAACCAUACUCACAGUUUCUGAAUCUGUUCCAGCCUCAACCACUGCUGCUACUGAGUCCACCACAGUUUUUCCUGUUACAAAUAAAACCACCCGAGUAUAUACCAGUAAGAACUUUAUAGAAACCUCUCCCACUAAGUUUACGCUAAGUUCCACUCCUUGGUUUCCAACUUCUAGUUCCACUCCAUCACAUAUUUCACCUGAAACUACCCUAUAUACACAUACAAUUCCAGGUUCCUCAUCUAAUGCCAAUACUCCUAAUAAUAGAAGUCCCACCAUAACUCCUACUUUGACAAGCAAAGUGACUUCAAGGUACAUCAGCUCUGUUUCCGUACCAUAUGUGAGUACUAAGCCUGAUGAUACUACUGCUACGACUACAGCAACUACAUCUUAUACUAGUCUAACAAAACUUACAACCUACAAACCUACGAAAACUAUACCAGGAUCAUCCUUUGAACCUAUUUCAACAUUGACUACAGAAGCUUCUUCAAUCGGUAGCUCACCUUCUUCUACAUCAGGAAGUAGGAGCCAUAUGCCAUCUACUAUCCAAUCAACCACGGAAAGUACUAUAAAAAGUACAAUUCCUUAUUUAACAGAUAUCAGUAAAUUAUCUAUGACUACUACUACUACUAGUCAAGAGACAUCUACUACCGGCCACACUAUGAGGCAGACAUCAACUACAACUAGUUCAGUAAUCACUUCUCUUCCUGAACCAACUACUGCAAAAGAAACAAGUAUCUCAUCUUCUACAACAUGUGUUUGUAUGUAUAAUGGAACCACAUACCCCCCAGGGAAAAUAAUCAGCAAAGUAACCAAUGAAACAUGGUGCCAUGAAAUCAUUUGCAGUAUGAAAUGUAAAAUUGAAAUGAAUAACUGGCUUUGCUCCACAUCUCCAGCGAGUACCUCAAUUCCAGCAUUAAAAUCAACAUCAGAUACUUCACCCCAUUUUACUAGCACAUCACCACAGAUGGCCUCCACAACAUCCAGCACAACUCCCUUAAAUGCAAGUCACAGUAAGACAACACCUAUGUUCUCAUCAACAACUGAGAAACGUGGUUGUUCCUUUGAGAAAUAUCGAGAGCCAAAUGAAACAUGGAGGCUCGAUAAUUGCACACUGGCCAAAUGCUUGGAAAACCACACGGUAGAGAUUAUUGAACUGAAGUGCAAGUCUCCACCUAUGAUCACCUGUGCCAAUGGGUACUCACCAAUAGCCAUACCAGAUGAAGACCAAUGCUGCUGGCACUGGGAAUGUGAUUGUGUUUGCUCCGGCUGGGGCGAUCCACACUACAAGACAUUUGAUGGAACCUACUACACUUUUCAAGGCAACUGCACCUAUACCCUAGUCGAGGAGAUAGAGAAGAAGAAUAACUUCACAGUAUACUUGGAUAACUAUGACUGUGGAACAAAGGACUUGGUAUCCUGCCCACGAAACAUGAUUGUGCUCUAUAAUACUCAAGAAAUCCAACUUGUGGUUGGUGGUUCACAAGACACCGAUAUACAGGUUGAUGUAAAUGGAGUUAUGGUAGGUACCCCAUAUCAGAAAUAUGGGGUGAAAAUUUACACUAUUGGCAUCUACUACGUGGUGGAAAUACCAGAACUGGGAGCUAAUAUUACAUACAAUGGCUUGACGUUCUCUGUCAAACUGCCUUAUGACCGAUUUGGUCAUAAUACGCAAGGACAGUGUGGCACGUGCACUAACAACCGGUCAGAUGACUGCAAGACACGUGAUGGUGACAUUGUAUCAAAGUGCGAAAUUAUGGCUGAUUCCUGGAUCAUAGAAGAUCCCAAAAAACCUGGAUGUGGCAAGUUUAAGACUGCUGUGCCUCCUACAGUGACUUCUCCUUCCCCUACUUGCCAACCAUCACCACUUUGCAGCCUCAUUAUGGGACAAACAUUCCAGAAAUGCCACAAGAUUGUGCCACCAGAAGAUUACCACAAGGCUUGUGUGUAUGAUAGCUGCCAUAUGUCAAGAUCCAAGAUUGAAUGCUCCAGCCUGCAGCAUUACGCUCAACUCUGCGUAGAUAAAGGAAUUUGUAUAGACUGGAGGAGUCAAGCCCCAGAAUGCUCUCAGAAGAACAUUUCAUAA